Serpula lacrymans var. lacrymans S7.9 is the source of this 213-nucleotide messenger RNA. RefSeq lists its product as uncharacterized. NCBI's taxonomy places the organism in Eukaryota, Fungi, Basidiomycota, Agaricomycetes, Boletales, Serpulaceae. Bases 1 to 213 code for a protein of 70 amino acids. The record is from RefSeq and is a predicted model, not a curated record. The transcript is spliced from 2 exons.
AUGACUUGGUUAUAUGACUCAGGUAACAAGGUCAAGCUCAAGAUGCAAGCGGAUGAUGCUACUGAUCCCGCUCACUCUCCUGCUCCUGAUCCUGCUCUGUCUCUGUCUCCUACUCCUGCUCUUUUGCCUGAUCCCGCUCCGUCUGCUGCUCCUGCUCCGUCUCCCAACCAGAUGACUGUCAUGUACAUGGUCAGCAGUAGUAAAACUAUGUGA